AUGAACUCCUUAUCGCAUUUCGACAGCUACCAGCCAUGUCUUCCUCCCGAAAUACUCGAUCUUUUUGUCGACGCGCUCUACGACUGCCCGUAUAUAAACUCCAAAUCCCCAACCCUGCGCGCAUGCAGCCUUGUGUCACGCGCUUUCGCCGCUCGGGCCCGAAAAUAUCUCUUCGAACGCGUCGACUUACGCGUAACAACAGAAACCAUCGAACAGGCAGAAGAUAUCUACGAAAUCAUGUCAUGGACACCGAGAGCUCUCGGGUCAGGAGGUCACCUUAGCGGCAUCGCUCCUUUCAUCAGGGUCCUCUCUGUGGACAUCUGGUGCGCGCAACGCAGCGUCGUUGUUCGCGCCGAGAAUGUGCUGUCAGCAAUUUUUCAAGGGUUGCACGGACCAGAGCACGGCAUCGAGGAUUUAUUUCUGUCUUACGAGGAGGUUUGGGGAAAUAUCGGAUUGGGCCUUCGCCACUCACUGAGCGACUUGCUCCGGUCGCCACGACUUAAAACGCUUUCGUUAACAGGUUUCUUGGGGCUGCCCACGAUGCUUCUUGUUGGAAGCCGUAUAGAGGAUUUGACGUUGGAUUCCAUUGAGUCCGACGAUCAGCCUUGCUUCUAUUCAUCUCGGUACCCAGUGCACGAGAGGACCUAUCCCCAACUCAAGCACCUGUCGGUGCGGCUCACGGAUUCCGACCAUGUGAUUCCUCUAUUGGAAACGAGUACGACGUCCGCUCUGAAUCUCGUCUCCGAAUUCUCAGCAUCGAUCGACACCGACGACGACUAUAUGGACUUGGUUCCCCUGCUCAGACGCAUGGAGAAAACCCUUCAAACGAUCAGUCUGAAUUUCGGUUCAGGUACACAUAUACGCACUCUCAUCACGCAUUAUCUGAACUUCGAUGCCUUCCCAGACUCCUACUUCCAGCCAGAAUAUCUUGUCCCCGUCGAUCUCUCCAAAAUGCCCAACCUGACCGAAAUUCAGUUUACAUACGAUGGAUCCUCCGAAGUCUCCUACUCCGACGGCCUCCGCAUCACCAUCAUCCUCCUGUCCAUGCUCUGUGCUCCUCCUUCCCUACACACUCUCGACAUGACCUUCAUCACGGACCACACCUGGUCUCCGGACGACCCCUCCCUGCCGCCCUUGAUCAAGACGCUGACAAUGCCUGCUGAGUUGAACGGGUGGACUGAGCUGAAUGGAGUGAUCGCGGAGAUGACGAUGGUAAAGAAGGUGGUGAUGACGAUAUGUACGAUUAGCUGCAAGGGAAAUGAGGAGGCGACGAAGGAACUGUCGGAGCGUGUCGAGAGGUUGAUGAGAACGGCGAUGCCCCACUUUUCGGGUACUGGGAAGGUGCCGGAGUUGGUUCUCCAGUUUCCUGUUGCAGAUGAAGAUGAAGAAGACGAGGAGGAAGGUAAUGAAGACGAGACCGAGAACGGAGACGAAAGCAAGGAUGAAGACGAAGACGAAAGCGAGAACGAGACCUGGUUGGAUUAA
Cyclocybe aegerita is the source of this 1485-nucleotide messenger RNA. The record is from the annotation of a GenBank genome assembly. NCBI's taxonomy places the organism in Eukaryota, Fungi, Basidiomycota, Agaricomycetes, Agaricales, Hemipholiotaceae.